This is a messenger RNA of Laetiporus sulphureus 93-53, 306 nucleotides long. RefSeq lists its product as uncharacterized. NCBI's taxonomy places the organism in Eukaryota, Fungi, Basidiomycota, Agaricomycetes, Polyporales, Laetiporaceae. The annotation marks the transcript as partial. The record is from RefSeq and is a predicted model, not a curated record. The transcript is spliced from 2 exons.
UUGACAAAAAUUGUUAAUGCUUUGAUGGCUGGUGCAGAGAUCGGUGGACCGAUGGCCUGUUUGUAUCUCUUGAAGCAUGAAGAUCACUACACAAACUACUCUUUCAAUGUAUACAUGUGGAAAAGUUUUGUGAGAGAAGUAUGUACAGCCUGGGAGGAUGAGAAUCCAACUGCCGCAGCAAAGAUAUUCACCAAUCCAGAGGCUCUGGAAAAAGUCAUAUUGAGCAAGUUUGUACCGUUCUCUGUCACAGAUGAUUACAUAUAUAGACCUUCUAUCUUUAAUGGAAUGUGCCUGUACGAUUGGAUA